Messenger RNA from Ricinus communis (castor bean), 2279 nucleotides. RefSeq names its product ras-associated and pleckstrin homology domains-containing protein 1. Bases 196 to 1881 code for a protein of 561 amino acids. Lineage: Eukaryota; Viridiplantae; Streptophyta; Magnoliopsida; Malpighiales; Euphorbiaceae. The record is from RefSeq and is a predicted model, not a curated record. The transcript has a single exon.
UUCUUAAAUUAAUACACAACAUAUCUCUGUCUUGUAAGGUUAAGUUCCUUUCAAUCCCCAACAAAAAUACCGAAAGCUUUCUCUCUUUCCUCACAAGCAAAACCCAAAAGGCCGAACUCAAAUACCUAAAACAAAUAAAACGCAAGAGACCCACCACCCUUCUGGCCACAGCUCACGCUCACCACCACUGCCGCCAUGACUCCUCGCGGCAGCCGUAGCUCUCAAUCUCUACCGUUACUGAUCCUUCUCUUUUCUAUACUAAUCUGCAUUCUCUUCUUCUUUACUAUUUCUUAUCUUAUCUCUUCCUCAUCAUCUAAUUAUAACAAGCUUAGACCCAGUACAGUAAAGAAGAGUUGGGACUCUCUCAAUGUGUUUCUUGUAUUGUUUGCAAUCCUUUGUGGGAUCUUUGCUAGAAGAAAUGAUGAUGAUUCUGCUCCUUCCGGUGAUCACAGUAAUAGCAGCAGCGUUUUACAUAAUAAUAGUAAUAAUAAUAAAGAACGCGACCAUGCUGUUUCAAAUCACAGUCAUUGGCUUGACGAUAAUCAGUUUGCAUCAGCUACACCGAUGAGGAGGUUAAAGAGGAGCAGCAGUUCCUAUCCAGAUCUCAGGCAAGAAUCUUUGUGGCAAUCCGGUGAUGAUAUCGAUCGGUUCAGGUUCUUUGACGAUUUUGAAUUAAGCAAGUUUAGGUCAUCUGAAUAUAGUCAUAAUAAUAUUUAUCAUCAUCGUAGACAAAGGAGUUAUGUGUUUGAUCAAGAUUCUACUACUGUCAAGGAAAUUCCUGUUGAUACUUACGUGCUCCGUUCUUCACCACCAAAGUCGCCGGCUCCUCCAUCGCCACCUGCACCAGCACCUCCACCUCCACCUCCACCGCCACCACCCCCACCGCCAGCAACAACAAAUAAUCACAAACAGAGGCGAAGUUAUAAAACAGUUCCUCGUAGAGAGGAUGAGCGCGAUCAUUUCACAAGAGUAAAUAAUCCACCACCAGCGCCACCACCGCCUCCACCAGCCCCGCCAGUUGUGAAUCGAUCACAGGAUAAGUACAGGAGAAACGAACGUAAGAAGAGUAAUGCCACUCAGGAGAUAAAGAUGGUUUUUAUUUCAUUAUAUCAUCAGAGUAAAAGGAAAAAGAAACAGAAAACAAGAAACUUAUACAAUGAUCAUAUACUUCAGUCUCCUUCCAGUGAACCACCAUUGUCCUUUGCUGUACCUCCGACACCGCCGCCGCCGCCUCCUCCGCCACCUCCACCACCAUCAGUCUUCCAUAAUUUUUUCAGAAAAGGAAGCAAAAGUAAACGAAUUUAUUCAUUCUCUGCACCGCCACCUCCACCACCACCACCUCCUCCACGAACGACAACACUGUCUUCAUCAAAGCGGUGGUCCAAACGUAAAGCGCCGCCGCCACCUCCACCGCCUCCGCCAGCACCGUCAACACCGCCAAGAGCGCCAACACAACGGAGAAAUCAUACAGCAACUACCGGUCGGCCACCGUUGCCGACAAGAGUUAAUAAUAAUAAUUGGUAUGAGGAAAAUGUGAAUAGUGGCGGGCAAUCUCCGCUUAUUCCAAUGCCGCCACCGCCUCCACCUCCGCCGUUCAGAGUGCCAGGUUUUAAAUUCGCGGUGAAAGGAGAUUAUGUUAAGGUGCGAAGCGCGCAUAGUUCACGAUGCAGCUCACCAGAGUUAGAGGAGGUUGACAGGCAGUCAACGGAUACGGUCAACAUGAUGGAGGGUGGAUCUGUGUUUUGCCUCAGCCCAGAUGUUAAUCUUAAGGCUGAUUCUUUUAUUGCUCGGCUAAGAGGAGAAUGGAGGCUGGAGAAAAUCAAUUCGUUAAAGAAUAGAAGCAUGGGCCUAGGCCCAGAUUCAGGUCCAGCAUCGCUAUGAAACUGACAGAAGUUUGCAUUUUGCGGGUACGAUCCGUGAUGCACAAAGAAAAGAAAAAGUUUUAACACAUAAUGCAAAAUAUUAUAUAAUAUAAAAUAAUAUAAUAUGUAGUAGGAUGGGUCUCUGGGUAUGUUUUUUCAAUUACCUUAUGGAGAUCCCUUUUAUAGAGAAUGUGGAUUGGAGUUUCUUUUCUUCUUCUUGUUAUUAUUUUUGUAAGCUUGGAAUGUGCUGUUGCAUUAUGAGUUCAUGAAAGAUAGAGUUGAUGUAUAGGAAGGAAAAAGUACCUUAGUGAGAUGGAAGGCUCUGGUUGUGUUUUUUAGUCACAUUUUGGAGCCACACUUUUUAGAGUUUGAUGAGAGUCGAAUACCAAGUUUGGAUUGUUUGAUGGUUUUACACAA